This is a messenger RNA of Salpingoeca rosetta, 1013 nucleotides long. Its product is annotated as glucosamine-6-phosphate deaminase 1. Gene Ontology annotation, cellular component: cytoplasm. NCBI's taxonomy places the organism in Eukaryota, Choanoflagellata, Craspedida, Salpingoecidae. Bases 1 to 768 code for a protein of 255 amino acids. The record is from RefSeq and is a predicted model, not a curated record. The transcript is spliced from 8 exons. Gene Ontology annotation, molecular function: identical protein binding; glucosamine-6-phosphate deaminase activity. Gene Ontology annotation, biological process: carbohydrate metabolic process; D-glucosamine catabolic process; N-acetylglucosamine catabolic process.
AUGUUUGGAACGUGGAGACGAGGGAGCACGCCACUUCCGACGUAUCGUCACCUGAUCAAGCUGCACAAGGCCGGCAAGGUGUCCUUCAAGCAUGUGGUCACCUUCAACAUGGAUGAAUACUGUGGCCUCCCACGCGACCACCCCGAGUCUUACCACAGCUUCAUGUGGGAGAACUUGUUCAAGCACAUUGACAUUGUGCCAGAGAACGUCCACAUCUUGGAUGGAAACGCGCCCGACUUGGAGAAGGAGUGCGCCGAGUAUGAGAAGAAGAUUGAGGCUGUGGGUGGCAUCGAACUUUUCCUUGCAGGUAUUGGCCCGGAUGGUCACAUCGCCUUCAACGAGCCGGGCUCCUCGCUGACAUCUCGCACUCGCAUCAAGACGCUUGCGUAUGACACCAUCCUCGCAAACGCGCGUUUCUUUGGAGAUGACAUUGACAAAGUGCCACACAUGGCCCUCACCGUCGGUGUUGGUACUGUAAUGGACGCCCGCGAAGUCGUUCUGCUGGUCACCGGCGCUCACAAGUCGUACGCCCUGCACAAGGCGAUUGAGGACGGCAUCAACCACAUGUGGACAUGCUCCUGUCUGCAGAACCAUCCACGCGCUCUCAUUGUCUGCGACGAGGACGCCACACUGGAGCUCAAGGUGAAGACCGUCAAGUACUUCAAGGGCUUGAUGAAGGUGAUGGUUGAGCGCGAAUGCGGCGGUGAUCUGGACGACACCACCGUCAUCGCACCAUCAUCUCAAAGCAAGACAGCAGCAACUUCGUGACACCCUCGUCACACACACACACACACACACACACACACACACACACACACACACACACACACACACACACACACAUUGUGCAUCAAGUGUCAUUGCUUUUCAGUUUCAGUGUCUCUGUUCUCAAUGCGCCACUGUCACGGUUUCUUGCUGGUUACAAAGACACGUGCGCUAACAUGACACAUGAUCACGCAUUACACAAACUGGGCAAAGUGCGUGAUGCCAAAGGUGGUGGAGAUCAAAGCAAG